GCAGUGGACUUGACGAAAUCUGUUUUUCUGGCUAAAUUUUUUAAACUUUUGAUGAUAAAAUGCAGUGGAAUCGCUGAGUAUUAUCGGCCCAGUUUCGGUGUGUGCGCAGUAUUCAGUGUUGAUCAGUUGGCCACCGCUCCAGGAUGGAGGAAAAGGGCAUCGCCCCAAGCGGUAACGAGCUUUUCAGCUUACCGCCCGGACCCGCAACUUUAUGUUUCGACAAAAACGAAUUCAUGAAGAAAACCUUCUCGGUCGAUGAGUUCCUGCACGAGAAUCGGAAUGCGGGCAGUCUGGAGAUCAUCCGCGAUGAUCUCGGACUGUAUCUAAAGGUUUUGCGAUCGGCUAUGAUCGAGCUGAUCAACCAGGAUUACGCGGAUUUCGUCGAUCUGUCCGCCAAUCUGAUCGGACUGGAUGAGCAGAUCGAAGGGAUUCAGGGACCGCUGGAGAAGCUACGGGCAGAGAUCGCUCUCGUCAAGGCUGCCCUCGAGAGCAGUAUGCACGAGAUUGCCAACUGUCUCGAGCAGAAAAAGGCUCUGCGGGGUCACAAAAAGUCACUCCAAAGUUUGGCCCGAUGUCAGGCUUCACUGGAGAAGCUCGAGACGAUGCUACGGAGGGAUGAGCAGCAGCAGCAACGAGAACCUGUGGCGGUAGCCGUGGCCAUCAAUGCAACCCUUCUCGAACGUGCCGCACUCGAAUCGAUCCAGUUACAGUUUAACAUUAAGUUCUGUAAAGAUUUCCUCGACCCAUCCAAGCAACAGCUGGCGCAGGAACUGUGGAAUGAACUGUUGGGUCGACUGCAAGAGUAUUUUCUGCGAGCACUGGAUGACCCCGAGCCUAAAGAGCUCGAACGCUGCCUUCGCAUUUACUGCACACUGGACGAGUGUCGUACGGCAGAGACCGUGUUUCGACGCGAAAUCGUGGCACCAUUCAUGAACCGGGUCAUCUCCGAGACGAGCCUCCAGAAUUCGCCCCAAGGCUUGACCGGGAUCUACAAUCAGAUACUGGACUUUGUGUCGAUGCGCAUGAAGCACCUGUGCCAGCUUACGAAACGGAACGGUAAAGUGAAGGGCUACAGCUUCGUAGUGAACGCCUUUUGGGCGGAAGUGGAACGUCGUAUGGAGACGAACAUGUCAUCGAUCUUCGCUCCCGGCAAUCCCGAUGCGUUCUAUCAAAAGUACAAGUGUACACUGGAGUUUCUCGAGCGAAUCGAACUGAUCCUGGACGAUGCGGAAGAUGUGGCCCAGUUUAAGGCGCACGCCCAGUACCGUAGCUUCCAGGUGCGCUGGAAUUUGCCGGUUUACUUUCAGAUCCGUUUUCAGGAGAUCGGUUCCACGUUCGAGGCCAGCUGUAGUGGUGCGAUCAUCGAUCGGCAGCAGAUCCUCGGUACCACCACCAUUUCCGCCUCCCAGUUCAAUGUGGCGCAAUUUUCCGGCGCACUGACCGCCAUUUCCCGCUGUUGGCAGGAAGGUAUCUUCCUGUCGCAGCUAUUCCAUCGUUUCCUUAAGCUAACGCUACAAAUUCUUGCCCGUCUUGCGGUCUGGUGUGAUGGCGCAAUCGUGGCCAAAAUCGAUGAUCCGACGAUCACCGGCGUGGAACAAGCACAAUCGAUUCGAAUACGAUUCCUCGUCGCGCUCUACUCCGAUCUGGGCAAUAUCGUGCUAAAGAUCCCUUCGAUCGUGAACCUAGCAGCAGACAAAAGCUCUUCGUUAGGAGUACCACGGGCCGAAUUAGAAGCCGCUCUCGGUGAAUGUGGCACACUGUUCCGUACGAAGCAAACACACGUUCAACGUUCGAUCGUACAGGAGCUUAUAGCGAGCAGUUUAGUGCCACUGAAGCAGGCUAGCGACAUUCCACGAUUGUAUCGGAAAACGAAUCGUGAACUGCCGAGUCGCUGCUGCCCGUACGUAGAGCAAGUGCUCGCACCAACGGACAGCUUUAAGCGAACUUACGACUCGAUGAUCGUUGGCGAUGCGAUGCGAGAGUUUCUGUGUGGCGUCUACAGUCACGUCACUGUGCAAUACUACCAGGUGAUCGACGAAGUGAUCACGUCCGUACAGAAGACCGAAGAAUCGUUGCGUCGUUUAAAGAAUCUGCGCGAUCGAAAUACCGGUGGCAGUGCUGGUGGACAGCAGCCCGUUGCCGGCAGUUCGGCUGCACCGACCGAUGAUGACAAAAUCCGGCUACAGCUGCAGGUCGAUGUGAUGCACUUUGCGCGCUACAUCAAAGAGGAAGCCCAGAUCCCUUGGCAGCAAAUCGACAAGCUACCGGAGCUGAUCCAACUAGCCGAGGAAGCCAUCAAAGGGCGCCCGGGGUUGGAAGGAAGUCAAACCAGCAUCGCAUGAAUGCAUCGUUGCUAGCAAAAACCAAAACCACCCCCGGCCGCAGUACAUUUUCGGUCAUUUCCAGUUGUUGCUUGAUAGGAAACGAUAAGGUUGGAGUCAAUAAAUUAUUGGAAAACAU
Molecule: messenger RNA, 2460 nt
Organism: Anopheles darlingi
Lineage: Eukaryota; Metazoa; Arthropoda; Insecta; Diptera; Culicidae
Gene: Cog2
Product: conserved oligomeric Golgi complex subunit 2
Exons: 3
Coding region: 144-2342 (732 amino acids)
Biological process (GO): protein transport; Golgi organization; intra-Golgi vesicle-mediated transport
Cellular component (GO): COG complex; membrane
Source: RefSeq, a predicted model, not a curated record